AUGCAUGUCCAAUUCCCAACAAAGCCCACUCUCCCCAGGGCUUGCUGAGAUGGAAGGAUAAUGACAAGCCCCCCUGAAAUUUCUCUAUGGAAGCAGCAGAAAGGUGAGGUGGCAAGAAGCUGGCAGCAACCUCCAGAGGGUCCUGGCACCAUGGAUGAUGACGAACCUCUUGAGUCUGAGACGCAAGAUGAGUCGGAAGCCGAGUUGGCACCACAGAGCAGUGAUGAAGCCCUCUACUGUGAGGCCGACGCACCCCCGGCCGUUGAGAAAGAGAAAGCAAUCCAGGAGGACUCAGAAACAGACCUGGAGAUUGAAGAUUCUGAGAAAUUUUUCACCACGGGACAAAAGGAGUUGUACCUGGAGGCCUGCAAAGUGGUGGGUGUGGUGCCUGCCUCCUACUUCAUCCGGAACAUGGAGGAGCCCUACAUGAACCUCAACCACCAUGGGCUGGGGCCCAAUGGCAUCAAGGCCAUAGCUAUUGCCUUGGUGUCCAACACGAGCGUGGUGACACUGGAGGUGGCAGACAACAGCAUCACAGAGAAGGGCCUCCUGAGCCUUGUGGAGAUGCUGCAUGAGAACUACUACAUCCAGGAGAUGAAUGUUUCUGAAAAUGAUCUUGGUUUUGAGGGAGCCAGAAUCAUCUCAACAUUCCUCCAGAGAAAUACCUCUUCCCUCACGAUCCUGCAGCUUUCAGGAAAUAACUUCAAAGAAGAAUCUGCAGAGCAGCUGUGCCAGGCACUGUCGAUCAAUCACCAAAUUAAGUCGCUGGAUCUCAGUCACAACCAGCUCUCUGAUAAGGGAGGUGAAUACCUGGGACAGAUGCUGGCCCUCAACAUAGGGCUCCAGUCACUGGAUCUGAGCUGGAAUCACUUCCACACACUGGGAGCUGUGGCCCUGUGCAACGGGCUCCGGGCUAACGUGACCCUGCGGAAACUGGCCGUCUCCAUGAAUGGCUUUGGGAACGAGGGGGCUGCGGCCCUCGGGGAUGUCCUCCGACUCAACAACAGCUUGAGCUACCUCGACAUCAGCAGCAACAACAUCAGCAACGAAGGCAUCUCCAGAAUCAGCAAAGGACUCGAGUCCAACGAGUGCCUCAGAGUCCUGAAGCUUUUUCUGAACCCUAUGAAUAUAGAAGGGGCUGUCUCGCUUGUCCUGGCCAUCAAGAGGAACCCCAAAUCCAAGAUGGAAGACCUGGAUAUUUCUAAUGUGAUGGUGACUGAGCAGUUCACCAAAACCCUGGACGCGGUGUACACCAUCCACCCCCAGCUGGACGUGGUCUACAAGGCAGUGCAGGGGGCCCUGAUCAAGAAGACCUACCUCCUGUGGACAAACCCCAUGAGGCUGGUCCUGAACUAUGUAGAUCAGCAUCAAAUGACCGCUGUGGACUUCUUCAGGAGCCUAAGCCCGACGGGGUCCAUGAAGAUGACCGUGGGCGAGUUCCGGAAAGCUAUGGUCCAGCAGAACAAAGUCCCCAUGAACCUGUUCCAAAUCAGGGACCUGAUAAAGAAGCUGCAAGACAAGACAGGCAUGGUGGACUUCAGGACCCUGGAGAUGGUAACCUACCGGCCUCCCCCCAAGCUAGACCUGCUGGCCGGGGCUGCAGGGCAGGGCUGGGUCUUCGGUGGGGUCUCCCAUUGCCCCUUGGGCCCGAGUCUUGCUGGUGCCCUCACCAUCCGAGAAGGUCCCUUCUGGCCCUGCCCAGCCUUCUGCUACGGCCACUAUGCUGUUCUUGAUGUGACGACAGAGCAACAAGCUUGGUCUGGAAAGAAGUCUCCGCGACCGCGAAGUCGUGCCAAGUCAGAUGGUGGCGGCGAGUGGGCCAAGUGUCCGCUGGGGCCUCGGUGGACCAACAUCGCUGCCGCAGCAGCUGUGAGCAGCGAAUAA
Condylura cristata (star-nosed mole) is the source of this 1884-nucleotide messenger RNA. RefSeq names its product leucine rich repeat containing 74A (gene LRRC74A). The transcript is spliced from 16 exons. Lineage: Eukaryota; Metazoa; Chordata; Mammalia; Eulipotyphla; Talpidae. The record is from RefSeq and is a predicted model, not a curated record. Gene Ontology annotation, molecular function: protein binding.